This is a messenger RNA of Epithele typhae, 1719 nucleotides long. RefSeq lists its product as uncharacterized. Gene Ontology annotation, molecular function: histone deacetylase activity. The transcript is spliced from 6 exons. The record is from RefSeq and is a predicted model, not a curated record. Bases 1 to 1719 code for a protein of 572 amino acids. Lineage: Eukaryota; Fungi; Basidiomycota; Agaricomycetes; Polyporales; Epitheliaceae.
AUGGUUCGCUCUUCUCAGGCGACAACUUACACAUUCUCUGCUUCGCCUUAUUUUGACGACAGAGGCCUCCUCGCGACAGCUGAACCCCUCACGGAACGUGUAAACCCACAUUCACGACCCAUUGUUUCCUACUACUUCCCCAAGGGCAUUGGCGCUCAGCAUUAUGGAGAGCACCAUCCAAUGAAGCCUCAUAGGCUGACACUCACCAAUGCUCUUGUCAUGGGUUACGGUCUUGACAAGCAGAUCCACCACAUAUACAACCCCCGACCUGCUACCCAGGCCGAGAUAGAAGCCUAUCAUGACCACGACUACAUAGAUUUUCUCUCAAGAGUCACACCACACAACCAAGCGCAGAUGAAGCAAAUGAUCGACAGCUUCAACUGCGUCGAAGACUGUCCAAUAUUUGCCGACAUGUAUGACUUCUGCAAAAUGUACGCCGGCGCAUCGUUGGCCGCCGCGCGAAAACUAUGUGCGGGAACGACAGACAUCGCCAUCAACUGGAGCGGGGGCUUGCACCACGCGAAGAAGGCAGAAGCCAGCGGCUUCUGCUACAUCAACGACAUUGUACUUGCAAUACUGGAAAUGCUUCGCUACCACCCCCGCGUCCUCUACAUCGACAUCGACAUCCACCACGGCGACGGCGUCGAGUUCGCCUUCUACCACACCAACCGCGUCAUGACCGUCUCCUUCCACAAGUACACCGGCGACUUCUUCCCCGGCACCGGCAAGCUCGACGACAACGGGAGCGGGCCCGGGAAGCACUUCUGCAUCAACGUCCCCCUCAAGGACGGCAUCGACGACGACAUGUACAUCCACGUCUUCAAAUCCGUCAUCAACGACGCCGUCAACUGCUUCCGCCCCACCGCGAUCGUCCUCCAGUGCGGCGCGGACUCGCUCGGGUGCGACCGCCUCGGCGCCUUCCAGCUCUCGAUCGCCGCGCACGGCGAGUGCGUGAACCACAUCCGGAAGUUCAACAUCCCGCUCCUCAUCCUCGGCGGCGGCGGGUACACGAUCAAGAACGUCUCCCGCUGCUGGACGCACGAGACCGCGGUGCUCGUCGGCGCCGAGAUCCCGGACGCGCUCCCGCGCACGAUCUACGACCGCUUCUUCCGCGAGACGGAGUGGACGCUCCACCCGCAGCUCACCGGCCUCGUCGCGAACCAGAACACGGAGGGGAGCAUCUCCCGCCUCGUCACCGCCCUCCAGGAGAUCCCCCCGGACCUCGCCGGCUGGCUCGCGGACGAGGAGCGCUCGCGCGAGGAGCGCGACGAGGAGGCGCGCCGCGGCGCCGGGGACGCGCGCGAGCCAGAGCGCGCCUCCGCGCGCACGCGCCACGACUUCUUCGACGGCGACCGGGACAACGACGCGCAGACGGAGGGCGAGGACCCGGCGCCGGCGCCGCAGUCGGCGUCGGCGGCCAGGCGCGGGGCGCGCAAGGCGCGGGGCGGGCGGAGGGGCCGCGGGCGGGGGCGAGGGCGCGCCUCAGCGGUGGCGGCGUCGGCGUCGCACGCAGACUCGGUCGCGGAGGACGAGGAUGAGACGGAGGACGGGGUGGAGGAGGAGGAGAAGAAGCCGAAGGAGAAGAAGAAGCCGGGGCGAAAGCCGAGGGCGGCGCGGGGGCGGGGCCGGAAGCCGAGUGCGCGGGCGCAGAAGGAGAGGGACACGGAGACGUCGGCGGACGAGGCUGCGAUGGACGUCGACCAGGAGGAGAAGGACUGA